This is a messenger RNA of Striga hermonthica, 505 nucleotides long. Lineage: Eukaryota; Viridiplantae; Streptophyta; Magnoliopsida; Lamiales; Orobanchaceae. The record is from the annotation of a GenBank genome assembly.
GACUUAAAGAUGAACUGGCAGCCGAAGUGAGGUUGGACAGGUCAGGCUCGAUGCGAGCAGCCGUUGAGUCGGCUAGAUUGCACGAGGAACAUCUUGUGGCGAUACGCAAGGCCAAGCCGAGCGACACACGCACGGAUACCAAGCGCACGAACACCGCAACCGAGGAACUGGCAGGGCGAACGGAGAGCAAACCGAUGGGCGAGAUUGUUCGAACGACGAGCAACAUACGAGGGCUUACCGACGAAGAGAUGCAACGACGGCGAGAAAAAGGCCUUUGCUAUUCGUGCAACGAAAAGUUUACGCCAGGCCACAGGUGCAAAGGUAAGGAGGUCUUUUUGUUGGAAUUUGAGGAAGAAGAAGAACCAAGGGAGGAGUCUCUAUUACAUAUGGUUAAAAGCAAGAAACGUGGUCCGAAGAUGAUCACAUUCACGGCUGAAGUGGGAGGAAAAUUGGUGGAAGUAUUGGUCGAUAGCGGAUCAACGCUAAACUUCAUUGAUGAGGAGUU